CGUUGCUUCUCUACGUUUGAAUUGAUUGUGAAGAUUUGACACAAAUUCGCAUCGCAAAGCAAAGCGGGAACUCAGCACCUGCGCAGGCUUUGUUGAAAAAGAUGACUAUUGCGCCAUUGAACGCUUUACGAGUAUCCUCACACCAGAUUCCUGCCUACAAGGGUAUCCCUAACACUUCGAUCCAAGGCAAACCCUUGAUGAUCUAUCACUCUGCGUUCCCAUCAGCCUCCGCGUCACAAAUUAAAGCUCAUCUUCGAGCAGUCGGGGUCGUCUCUCCACAAUGGGAGUAUACGAUGUUCAGGGAAACACAUUUCCAUUCAACCACUCAUGAGGUUCUCAGUAUAGCAUCCGGUUCAGCUAAGUGUUGUUUUGGAGGAGAGCACAAUGAGGCUAGGUUCGAGCCUGUGCUAGAAAAGGGCGAUGUGGUGAUUGUUCCAGCCGGUGUUGGUCACCGAUUACUCGAGGAUUAUGGCGGUUUUCAGAUGGUGGGCUCUUAUCCUUUCGGUAAGAGUUGGGACAUGUGUUAUGGGCGAGAAGGGGAACGAAACAAGGUCAAAGCGAUUAAAGACCUUGGGUGGUUCGAGAAAGAUCCGAUUUAUGGUGAUGAUGGGCCAAGCCUGAAUGUAUGAUGGAGGUGCUGGGCCGGUUGCGGUGUUCAUUAGAAGGAAAGAAAAGAAAUUCGUUCAGGUCGUCAGUAUUGCUACACGAGUGAAACAA
Messenger RNA from Exophiala oligosperma, 717 nucleotides. RefSeq lists its product as uncharacterized. The transcript has a single exon. Bases 102 to 629 code for a protein of 175 amino acids. NCBI's taxonomy places the organism in Eukaryota, Fungi, Ascomycota, Eurotiomycetes, Chaetothyriales, Herpotrichiellaceae. The record is from RefSeq and is a predicted model, not a curated record.